Habropoda laboriosa is the source of this 3247-nucleotide messenger RNA. RefSeq names its product formin-binding protein 4-like. NCBI's taxonomy places the organism in Eukaryota, Metazoa, Arthropoda, Insecta, Hymenoptera, Apidae. The coding region runs from base 1 to 3081 and encodes 1026 amino acids. The transcript has 14 exons. The record is from RefSeq and is a predicted model, not a curated record. Gene Ontology annotation, molecular function: protein binding.
AUGAAGCGACGUCAAAGAAGGCCUGUUUUAGAGCUUAAUCAGUCGCAAUCUGGUUCUCACGGUGAACAUUUACAAAAAAAGAAAAAGUAUUUAUUUAUAUUGUACCCUGGACAAAAUGUACUUGCAAAUCCUCUGGCAAAUUUACUUUGUCACUAUAAUUCAGAUAGUGAUACUGAAGAGUCUAAGAAAGAUUGUAAAUUAGAUGAUCAGGUUAAUAAUUUUCUUAAGGAAAUUCAGCUUAUUGCUCCCAAGCAACCAAUUUCAAAUGAAUCCAGCAAUGCUGCUUUAACUGCAAAUUCAAAUACAAAUUUAACACACCAUAUAAACCAGCAAGCACUAAUGUGGAGAGAAUGUUUAGAUGAAUCCUCUGGCUACCCUUAUUACUGGCAUAUUGAAACUAACGAAGUAACAUGGGAGAUGCCUGAUGAAUUACAAUACUUGAAGAACAAUGUUAAAGCAGGCACUGCUGUAAAGCCACUUUCCAUGCAAGAAUCUCAUUGGGUCGAUUUCUCAUCUGUUACCUAUCAGCAAUCUCAUGAGAACAUCCCAGAGGGUAUGAUACCGAGAGAAGUAGUGGCUCGAAAUCGUAAUAGAUAUAUUUGCAAUGAGACUGUUCAGAAGCAAGAACCUCAAACUGAUCAAGAUACCGCGAAUACAUCUGAUACCAUGGAUAAUGAUUCCGACGAUGGAAAAAUAGAGAUGAUCACAUCUUAUGGAAGUGACGAAAGUGAUUCAGACACAGCUGAUGAGAAUCAAUCAAAAACUGAAAUUAGGUCAACCUCUACGACUGAAUCAAAAAAUACAAGUUCAUUGUUGAAAUCAAGAAGUAGUGAGAAAUUACCCUUACCAACUCCAGUAAUACAACCACAAUUACCACCAGAUUCUCAGAAUUCAAGUCAAGAAUACGAAAAUAAAAGAACAGUGGAAGAUAUAACAACGGAAUCGUUAGAUUCGAAGUCAACAGAAGAUACAGAGGCAAAGUACUUAAAGAGUCAAGUCAAGCACCAAAGCACAGUUCAAAAGAGUUCUGAAGAGUGUAGUGAAAAAAGUAACAAUGACAAUCGAACAACAAAGAAGAGCAAUAGUAAACACAAUGUUGAGUCUGACAUUGAUUUCCGCAUUUCUUUGGUACCUGGUUACGAUGAAGACUCCGACGUUGAAGAAGAAUCUGAAGUUAAGCAGGAGAGGAGAACUCUGUUUCCAAUUCCUCAGACCCCUGAAACUACAGAAAAUGCGUCUUCACGUAAAGUUGUACUUGAUGACAAUCGAACAAUGGACGGUAAUGACAGUGACAUCAAUGGUGAAAAAAGAAAUGCACAGGAAGAGGACAACGGAGACGUUUCAGAGAGAUUAGAAUACAAAGAAGAGUCAGGCACUAAAUCAGAGGAGGAAACUCAAAAGGGGAACAAAUUUCUUGAUAAUUUGCAUGGACGAAAUAAAUUUUUCCAAAGGAAAAAACGAAUUGCAUUUGAUGUUCCAUCUACAAAAACAAAAGCAAAUGAGGAUAGCGAAACAAGUAAACCGGAAGUGGAGAUGCAACGAGAGGAAACAAACUCUUGUGAUGACCGUCUUAGUGAACCUCAGGUUGAUCAACAAGAAGAAAGUAAUCCUACAAACGAAAAUGUGGAGGAAAAUGUUUCGAAUUUCAAGGAUGAGUCGAACAACGUCGAAGAGGAAGUUGAUACUCCGGAAGCAAGCAGCGAAUCGAAGGAAGAGGAAGAAGAGGUUAAUCUACUGUCGCAGAUCAUACUUGAAAAAUUGAAGUUUCUGUCAGAAGGGAAGUCAAACGUGUCUCCAGUUCAAAUGAUGUCUAUACAGUUACAAACGUUGUUUGUCGCGUGGGAAGCAGGUUGCUUAGAAAAGAAUUACUUACGUAGAUGGUUGACUGACACCAGUCACGAACUGGAACGCUUGGAACAAGACGCAGCGCCGCCAGGAUGGCUUUGUCAGUGGGAUAGGUCGCAUAAGCGAUAUUAUUACCAGAACACUAUCACUGGAAUUACGCAAUGGACCUAUCCGGACACUGGCAUCGCUGGUGGUGCUGAAGAAAUGGAAAUUUGUUCCACUCCGCCUCCAACAGAGCAGGAAGAAAUAAUUUUGCCUGCAGAAGAAGAAGAACUGAAAUCAAAACCACAGAAACAUCAAGAAAGUAGUGAGACAAGCGAAGACAUGACAGUUCCAAGGAACAAUGAUAUAGAAGCUCCACCUCCUCCACAAAUCUCUAACCCAAGCCCACCUCCACCUCCAAGAAUAUAUGCGGAGGACUUGAAGAGGGACAAGAGAAAACAGGACAAGUGCAACGACAAAUUGGAUGGCAAGAAGCAACGACUUGGAGAAGAGGGGAUGGCAGCAAUUGCAGAAGUGAAGCAACUAGAAAAUGCAGUUGUGCCUUCUCAUUCCUCUGCUUUAUUGUCACCUCAACCCUCCAAUCUUGCAAAUGUAACCAGUGCAGAACCUCUGCCUCCAGGUGUAGAUUUAACAGAGGCACCAUACGAAAUACCAACUACUGCCCUGAAGAGGAUCAUAUACAGUGCUGUGCAGCCCCAGGGUGGUGCGCUCUACGAUGCAUCCGCGAGGGAUCCGACAGUUCCUAUUUUAAGUCAUCCAGCAGCCAUAGUACAAGAACAUUAUCUUCAGUAUCCAACAUAUCAUCAACACUUACACGCUCCAGCGGCCUUAGUACUUCCACACAAGCAUAGUGUGCAGCCUGCAAUUCAGCUAAUACCUGAUUAUACUCCAAUAUACACGAAUCAUAAGGUUAUUGAGAAACCACCAGUUAAAACAGCGAAAGAGUCUCUGGUGUCAGCUCUAGACUCGUUCUACAACGACAUAGCGCGUAUAGAGAACGUUAGAACGGAGAAAGUUCCUCAGAGGCAACAAGAGAUCGCAACGACGGAAUCGUCUUUCUUAGUACCAGAGGAAACGAAAAUGGAAACAGAACAGGAACCGCUUCCUGUUGAAGCUACUAUGAAGGAAAAGAAAAAGAAAAGGACGAGAAUUGGUAUUAGUAAAAAGCAUAAGGAGGUGUCUAGUAUGGUAGCAAAGUGGCAAAAGGUGCAACAGAAUUUCGAGAACACGUAAAUUGUGUAAAAAAAGAAAUAAGGAAACUCUCGUUCCGUGUGGAACAGGUGCAACUUCGCGGUAUUUAAACCGUCAAACACGAAUAGCUCACUGUACUUCCGCCAGUAUAGUGUUCCUGUACCUGCGAUUAACGUUAUUGUUCUACGCUCCCCUUUUUUAUUUUAAA